AUGAACACAAUCGUCUUCGGUUUCAGGCAUGUACACCCCUUUUGCCCGCCUCUUAGAGCCCCUACUAACGCCCCCAGGCCACCCCUCGGCGAAUCCGCUACUGCUGGCAAUCGAGGCCGCAAGCGAGCCCAACAGCUACCUACUACUGCUCAUAAACGCGCGAAUGCGGAGAACACUGCGGAGAACAUUGCGGAGACAGUCAUCAGCAGCAGUGACACAACAGGCCUACUCUCCACGAUCUCACACCAAUCCACUCAGCCAGUGCAAGAGAAGUCAAUACAGCAGGUGAAUGCGGAGAACACUACGGAGAAACCAAGCGGCAACAAGGCCACCAUCGUCAAGAACACGGCUCAGCUCUCCAAGAUCCCACGUCAUAUCAGUCAUCCACUCAGUCAUCCACUCAGUCAGCCAUCCACUCAGUCAGCCACUCAGCUAGCCACUCAGUCUGAUACUCUACAAGAGGAGGAGCAAGAGGAGGAACUACAACAGGCAAAUGCGGAGAACACUGCGGAGAAACCAAGCGGCAACAAGGCCACCAUCGUCAAGAACACGGCUCAGCUCUCCAAGAUCCCACGUCAUAUCAGUCAUCCACUCAAGGAGGAGCAAGAGGAGGAACUACAACAGGCAAAUGCGGAGAACACUGCGGAGAAACCAAGCGGCAACAAGGCCACCAUCGUCAAGAACACGGCUCAGCUCUCCAAGAUCCCACGUCAUAUGCUCUCCACGGUUCCACAUCAAAUCAUCACUCAGCAAGCGGAGAACACCACUGCAACUUAG
Letharia columbiana is the source of this 777-nucleotide messenger RNA. RefSeq lists its product as uncharacterized. NCBI's taxonomy places the organism in Eukaryota, Fungi, Ascomycota, Lecanoromycetes, Lecanorales, Parmeliaceae. The transcript is spliced from 3 exons. Bases 1 to 777 code for a protein of 258 amino acids. The record is from RefSeq and is a predicted model, not a curated record.